UGAAAAAUCAAAAUAAAAAAACUCUGGAUUUCUUUCUGUUUCGAAUGUGUUUGGUAAUUUCAUGGUUGCAGAGUCUCAUUUACGACUGUUCCCUUCCUUGGAUCUCUAACUUACAGCUUUCCCUCGUCACGUUUGAACAGAUUGCUUCUUUAGUCAGUCUUCUAUACGCAUACGACACCAACUAGAAAUUACAAAAGAAUACAUCUCCAAAUUACUCAACCAUCUCAAUGAUCUCAUUGUACAUUAAAUUAAUAAAAAAUUUGUCAACAAAUCCAGCUUUUGUUUUCAAUAUCUGAAGUGGGUACUAGAAACCAGAAAGUCAAUCGUAACAGCUCUUCUUCUUGUCCCUUUGGAUCCAUAAUCCCAAGCUCACAUGGAGGAGGUCUCUAAUUGAGCUGUGAUGGAGGAGACCAGUAUGGUUAGAAAGUUUCUGAGAAAUCAUAACUGCAACAUGCACAUCAGCCCAGAGCAGAAGAAAUGUAGUUGAUCAGAAGCUGUUAGUUCCAGGAAACAAUCUUAAUCAGAAAUUAUUGACACAAUCUCAAGAGCCAGACCCAUACUGGUGUUUUUCUGUAACCGGUCCCCCGAAGAACUCCAUUGGAAAGUCCAAGAACAUAAUAAUGCCUCAACACAAAGUGAGAUCAGUUGGUUACAGAUCAUUUUUCACUUGCAAUGAUCCAAGUGGAGUUGUGGAAUGUGGGACAAUCAAAAAAUCCAAGACUGGUACCCAAAGGGUGGAAAAUGAUAUUGAUUGCCAAAGAAGUAAGAAGGAACACUCAAAUCCAUCUUUGGCAUGUAAGGAAGAAAGGAAGGAGUUCAUCUCUAAAGGGAACACAGAAGAAUUACAUAACCUUCCUUCCUCUAAACUGUCAGAGGUCUCUAGAGGAACUCAGAAGAUAAACCAUAUGAUUGAUUCAUUGUCAAAGGGCUUGAGUUUUGAUGGGCCACCUAAAGACGUUGCAAGAGAUCUGUUGAAAGGUGCUCUGGAUCUGCAAGAGUCUUUAAUCAUGCUUGACAAGCUGCAAGAAGCUUCAAAAUACAUGGCUCAGUUGAAGAAAAAGCAGAAGCCAAGGUCAGAACAAGGAGAAGGAGAGGAGGUGGUUAUUGAUAGAGUUGAUUCAGGUCGAUUUGGAGAAAAAUACCACCGGAGAGGAUUGCAUAUGCGCCAUCUCUCUUUUGAUGAUUCUUCAAGGGAUUGCAGGGAGGAACUCAAGAAAAUUAUCAAAGACAGCCUUUCCAGGCAAAACCUUUUCCCUAUUUCCAAGGAAGAAAAGUCUUCCAACUCCGAGAGUGGAAGGGAAUUUGAUUCUACUGUUGAUAUUCCCUCGACAAGCUCCAGCCAAUCUUUGAUGGUUCACUCUAGAAGCUCAGUUUUUGAUGGUUCAACAGCCCAAGACAAAAAGGUAAAGUCCCCAAAUUUGAUUGCCAAGCUUAUGGGUCUGGAAGAACUCCCAUCAGAACAAAUCCAGCCUUCAAAGAAACAGGUUGAGAGUGACAAGAGCUCAAAUCAAUGGAGACCUAUAUAUGAUAUUGACAUGCCAAAUGUAAGGAAACCAAAUCUUGUGGACUCCAUUGGUGAUUCAGAGCAAAGGACACUGAGAGAAAUAAUUGAGGCCAUGCAAUUUAAAGGACUUUUGAAGAAUAGCCACAGUGUUUCCCAUCUUUCCAAUACUUCCUGUUCAAAACAGAGGUUGGAUGGUGAAAUUCCACCUAUUGUAAUCAUAAAACCCCUGAACUUUCCAUAUGAAAAAACAGAAGGGCCCUUGUUGGAAAGGUUUAAUCAGGAAGAGGGAGAUUUUGAUACUAAAGAAAUCAUCACAGAACUAGAGGUAAAAGAGGUGCAUCCACCUAAAAUCUUCCCCAGAAAAGAGGAAGCUCCAGAGCUUAAAGAGAUGCUUGGUAGACUGGAAGCAAAACAAGAGCCUCUGACUGAAAUGUUUAUGGGGGAAAAGGGAGCUUUGGACCCAAAACAGAUGCUAAGGGAAUUAGAAACAAAAGAGGUAGCUGCAACCAAAAGGAUUAUCCAGGAGGAAGGAGCUAAGGAUUCUAAAACAUCACCUAGUGAGACUCAGAAAGUAAAAGAAUUGAAGACUAAAAAACUCAGGGAACCAGAGGUCAAGGAAUUUAAGAAUAAGGAGAAGGCAUGUCCUAAUAAGAUGAAAUCUUCCGCUUCCUUGAAUCAUAGGCUGCCAAGAAACAAAAAAUCUGAGAAGACAAAAAUGGUGCCAUCUGACAGAAGAAAACCAGUAGAGAAAGACCAUGUGAAAUGUGUAGCUGGACCAAGAUCUCAGAACUGGGCAAAAUCAACCUCUGUAAAGUUGAUAAAGCCUGAAAGCGAGCUGGUCAUCACAAAAAACCAGUUUCCACUCCAACGAAGUACCAUUCGAGGUCCUAAGUCAAUACAUCCAACAAAACCUGUAUCACAAAAUUCUGCUGAUCGGAGGAAGAAAAGCCACACAAAGAAAGCAAUACCAGCCAGAGAGCCACUGCCAACUAGUUCAAUUAUGGAGAAUUUGCAAUGCAAAGAUUCUGUUUUGGCAACAACCAGGGUUUCUCUUGUGGAUCAAGUACCUGCAGGGGAAAGAAGAACAGUUUUUGAAAUUGAUAUUGAAGAUCAUUGCAGCAAGGACAAUUCUGUCUCUAAAACCACACCAUGUAUAACCCAACAUGAGAGAGGCAUCGGACAUGAAGGAGAAGCUACCCAACUCAUCAACCAUGAAACUAUAGGGAGGAAUACUAUUAGAACCAGCACUAUGAAGGCAUUACUUUUGAGUAGCCCAUCAUUCCUCAGUUGUGUUGCAGAUCUCUUUGAUGUGAAUGUUGACCAACCUACAGUUUCAAAAGAGCCCAGUGUACUUGAUGUUGGAAUGACAAAUGUGAGACUCUUCUUGGACUGUGCAAAUGAGAUCAUGGAAAGAAAAAGCCUGCAAACAUUACAACUAGGUCAUCCUUUAUUUGGGUUCAGGGAUUCAAGAAUCAUCAUAUCUCUAGACAAGGUAGUGGAGGAAGUGUGCUGUGGGGUUGAGAAUUUGAACAAUUAUAAUAAGAUUAAUGGUGUUCUUCCCAUGGAUAUUCUUUAUAUAAUGUUGGAAAAAGAUCUCAGUUGCAAGUUGGUUUUGAAUGGUACAUGGGAUUUGGGUUGGAUAAAUGGAUUUUCUGUUGAUGAAGCUGACCAAAUUGUAGGUGAAUUGGAGAAGCAAGUUUUAGAUGGACUUGUUCAGGAGGUUAUUUUAGAUCUUACAUCUUAGUAUUUUGUACCUUCUUUGUUCUUUUCCUUUUCAUUUCUUUUUUUUUCCUUUAGUUAGUUUUUUUUGUUUUUUUUUUUUUUGGGGGGGGGGGGUGAAGGAAGCAGUUUACUUAUAAAACCCUGAGCCUAUAAAUUGAUGGGCAUGUGGAGGAAACAGUUAGUAGCUGGAGCUUCUAUUUCCUGUACAUAGAGGUUACUUCAGUCAAUACAACAGAAAGAAUUGAGAACAGGCUUAGCCUAAAUGUAUUAGUCAUUGUAAAGACAAUGAUGAACACUCUAAAGAAUACUUUGAUGAAUGCCAGCACUCAGGAAAAUAGUAUUAUUCAAGGGUUGAUCUGUUCUAACA
Nelumbo nucifera (sacred lotus) is the source of this 3593-nucleotide messenger RNA. RefSeq lists its product as uncharacterized. Lineage: Eukaryota; Viridiplantae; Streptophyta; Magnoliopsida; Proteales; Nelumbonaceae. The record is from RefSeq and is a predicted model, not a curated record.